This is a messenger RNA of Stomoxys calcitrans (stable fly), 1690 nucleotides long. RefSeq names its product P3 protein. The record is from RefSeq and is a predicted model, not a curated record. The transcript has 4 exons. Bases 204 to 1595 code for a protein of 463 amino acids. NCBI's taxonomy places the organism in Eukaryota, Metazoa, Arthropoda, Insecta, Diptera, Muscidae. Gene Ontology annotation, cellular component: membrane.
GAAGUCGCAAUAGUUGAUUUUUGUUUGGUGGGUCGGUUGGUUUGUUUUGUUCAGUAAACUUUAUUUUUGAUCAUAGUGUCGUUGAUUGCCUUUUAAUUCUAAAAAAAAACUAUAAAAAGAUAAAUCAAUUGGUGUACAUGUAAAACAAAUGCCGAAAAGCGCAUAGAAUUUGAAAAAUCACCUGUGGUCAAAGAUCAGCAAAAAUGUACUUUCUAAAGAGUGCAGCCACAGCAUUUACAACUACAACGUGGAUGUUACUAACAUUUCUGUCUACGUAUUCGUUAAUGGUUGCAGCAACACAUGUUAAUUCUCAAUUACAGUCAACGGCUACAAUUAGUUCGGCUUUUGCAGCGACACCGCACUGGCAUGUACAAUUCAAGCCGACUAAUGUAACCGCUCAUAUGGACACGACAGUUAAGAUUUUUGUGGAAAUAACAAAUAUUGAUGCAACCUAUUUGAAUGACAUCAGUUUUCGUUUUUGCAGCGACAAUAAUCGCUUGGCUCAAUCCAAUGACCUUGUUUUGGGUUCACAAAUAAAUCCAGCAACUCGAAAAUGGCAAGGAGACAUUACCAUCGAUGCGAAACUUUUGGGUUAUGCUCGUUUACAUGUGGAGAUGAGUAAUAGCAGGGAUAAUACUAAGGAGAUAAGCAGAGAAUAUUUAACAUUGAUAAUAAUCAGAAAGACACGUAUAAUAGAUCAUAUAUUUACGGGAUCUGUGGCAUUAUUUGUUUCAUUGUUGUACAUUAAUUUUGGAGCAGCACUGGACUUGUCGGUAUUGAAGGGAUUAAUCAUAAAACCAGUGAGUGCUUCGAUUGGCUUCUUGACACAAUUCCUGCUGAUGCCCCUCAUAGGCUAUGGUGUGGGUUACUUCUUAUUUCCCGAUAAUGUGGAAAUGCAAUUGGGGCUGUUUUUCACUGGGGUGUCGCCCAGCGGAGGUGCCUCCAACAUUUGGGCCGUACUUCUAGGCGGUAACAUAAAUUUAUCCGUAUUAAUGACCACCAUCAGUAAUAUUGCUGCAUUUGCCAUGAUUCCUUUGUGGAUUUUUACCUUGGGUCACUUAAUAUUCGCUAGGGGCCAUAUGACAAUUCCCUAUGCAAACAUAGCCACUUUUGCUGUGGCCUUGGUGGUGCCGCUUACCAUAGGUGUAAUUAUACAAAAAUAUUCACCACGCAUGACAAGGAUUUUGGUGAAACUGCUCAAGCCCAUCUCCACCUGUUUGGUAUUGUUUAUAAUCAUAUUUGCCACUGUGACCAAUUUAUAUCUGUUUCAAUUAUUUUCAUGGCAGAUUAUCUUAGCAGGACUAUUACUACCCUGGCUGGGCUAUAUAAUCGCUUGGAGUGUUGCUACUAUCCUUAGACAAAAUCCUGCAGAUGCUUUAACUAUAGCCAUUGAGACGGGUAUCCAGAAUACCGGCAUUGCUAUAUUUUUGUUACGAAGUUUGCCUCAACCUCAGGCUGAUUUGACCACAGUUAUUCCUGUGUCAGUGGCCAUAAUGACCCCCUUUCCUUUAUUGUGUUUAUAUUUGUACAAAAAAUGUAGUGAAAGAGAAAUAAGAUAUGGUCUUUUAAUAGAUGAUCGAUCAACAGCAUAUUAGAAGUUAUUUACAUUUUUAUAGUAAAAAAUCGGUUUGUUAUGUUUUUAAAUGUAAUUCGAAAACUAUAUAUAUAUAAAAUUAAUUACAACACAUUA